This is a messenger RNA of Solanum stenotomum, 618 nucleotides long. RefSeq lists its product as uncharacterized. The record is from RefSeq and is a predicted model, not a curated record. The transcript is spliced from 2 exons. Gene Ontology annotation, molecular function: zinc ion binding; nucleic acid binding. The coding region runs from base 1 to 618 and encodes 205 amino acids. NCBI's taxonomy places the organism in Eukaryota, Viridiplantae, Streptophyta, Magnoliopsida, Solanales, Solanaceae.
AUGGCUGGAGCGCAUGGAGAGGAAGAAGCUAGUAGAAAUGAAAACAAAUUCUUAAAGCCUAGACCAGAUUUUGGAGGUCAAUCCAAAAAGGGAAGGUUUGAUGAUUCUAAGGCUAGUAGUGAUAAUAGGCCACUUCAACAAAGGCAAAACAAAUCAGAAUUUUCUACAGCUAGCACUCCAAAUUAUGGCCAAGGCAAGCCUUGCGUUCCUACUUGUCCACAAUGUGGAAAGAAUCAUUAUGGUACUUGUAGGAGAUCUUCUGGUGUAUGUUUCAAUUGUGGGAGAUUUGAUCAUAAAGUGAAGGAUUGUCCUUAUCCUAAAAAUGCUCCUUCCUUGAGAAAUGAAGGCUCAGUUCAUAAGACUUCUAGUAAUCCUCCUCAAACUAAUAGAGGUGCAAGACCUAAAAACACCCAAGCAGUAGGUGCAAGUGGAGCUAAUAAAGCUAGUGGACCAAGGGCUACUACACGCAUUUAUGCUAUGUGGAAGAGGGAUGAUCAAGAUGGACAAGAUGUGGUUUUCGAUAAAUUUACUUAUUUGGCUUAUGUGUGUUUACACUAUUUGAUCAUGGUUCUACACAUUCCUAUCUUUGUUCAUUACUUGUUCUUCCUGAAAACGUGA